AUGAAGGUGGCAAUUUUCUUGAUCAUCUUCUUGGUGUUAUGUAAUGAAUUGAUCGUGAAUAUUGAGGCAAGGAAUAUGAGGCCUAAUAAGAAGCACAAGAAAGGGUCAAACUCAAAGCAUGGUCUUCAUCAGAAAAGUAGUAAUACUUUGAGUAAUGCAUCAAAGGGUGAUUAUUAUUCUAAUGAUCAUCACCACAAACAAGUAAAAGAUCAACAAACUAGUAAAGCUGAACAUGUUAUCGAUGAUUUCAGGCCAACUUCACCAGGUCACAGUCCGGGUGUUGGUCACUCCAUUCACAACUAA
This is a messenger RNA of Cannabis sativa, 303 nucleotides long. Its product is annotated as precursor of CEP8-like. Gene Ontology annotation, cellular component: extracellular region. The transcript has a single exon. The record is from RefSeq and is a predicted model, not a curated record. Gene Ontology annotation, biological process: nitrate import; regulation of root development; root development. Lineage: Eukaryota; Viridiplantae; Streptophyta; Magnoliopsida; Rosales; Cannabaceae. Gene Ontology annotation, molecular function: hormone activity. The coding region runs from base 1 to 303 and encodes 100 amino acids.